Messenger RNA from Diospyros lotus (date-plum), 2960 nucleotides. RefSeq lists its product as uncharacterized. The record is from RefSeq and is a predicted model, not a curated record. The transcript is spliced from 4 exons. The coding region runs from base 397 to 2658 and encodes 753 amino acids. Lineage: Eukaryota; Viridiplantae; Streptophyta; Magnoliopsida; Ericales; Ebenaceae.
CCAAACAACAUUUGAAGCCCCUACACAACAACCUUUCUCUCUCUCUGAAAUUUUCUCGGCACAGCUAAUAAAUAACGGCAUAUUCCUCACAAACUCUCUCUCUCUCUCUCUCUCUCUCUCUCUCUCUCUCCCCACUUUUGAGUCAUUGACUGUUCCACAGGAGAAAGAAAAUCCAAUUCCUGAAAGAUGUUCUUUCUUCUCUAUAUUUUCCCCGUUGGUGACCACAACUUAACUCCCAUUUAAUUUUUCUAUCACCACAACCGUUUUUGUUUGGUUCGCUGAAGAUUAUCCAAGAUCCGCCGCACCGUCCCAUCUUUCCCUUUCUCAGCAGUAAUUUUAUGCAGAUCUUCUCUCCUUUUCCCUAGAAACCGCCCCGUACACUGUUGUCGUUGAGAAAUGGUGGUGAAGAUGAUGAGGUGGCGGCCUUGGCCCCCUCUGGUUUCGAAGAAGUACGAGGUAAAGCUGGCUGUGCGCCGGCUCGAGGGCUAUGUUCCGGCGUCGGCGGAUUCGGCGCCCCGAUUGGCGGUGGAGAUCCGGUGGAAGGGGCCGAAGAUUGCGCUGGGCGCGUUUCGCCGGACGGUGAAGAGGAAUUUCACCAAGGACGCCGGGGUGAACGAAAAUGGCGUCGUCGAGUGGGACGAGGAAGAGUUUCAGAGUGCUUGCACUCUCUCCGGUCACAAAGACAAUGUUUUCCACUUCUGGGAGAUCGCUUUCACUGUCUUCAAUGGCUUGAACCAAGGGCCGAAAAUUAAGGUGCCAGUUGUUGGAACAGCGUCAUUGAACCUUGCUGAGUUUGCUUCUAAAGCUGAGGAAAAAGACUUUGAACUUAACAUCCCUCUGAUCUCAUGCAGUGCAGCUGAACCUCAUCCCUCACUUUGUCUAUCCCUUAGUUUAUUGGAGCUGAGGACUGGUCAAGAAUCUGCAGAUUCUGUUCCGAGAUCAAUAGUUCCUGCUGCAUCACCUCUCCAUGCACAGUCAGUAGACCCGCUACCAACAGAGAAAGACGAACUUUCUGCACUAAAGGCUGGUUUACAAAAGGUGAAAAUUUUUACAGAUUAUGUCUCAGCUAGAAGAGCCAAAAAGGCUUGCCGUGAGGAAGAGGGCAGUGAGGGAAGAUGCUCUGCAAGGAGCGAAGACAGUGAUUACACCUACACCUUUGACUCAGACUCACUUGAUGAGCUUGAGAUGCGAGAAUCAGAUGAGGGCAAGGAGGAUUCUAGCAUGAGAAAAUCAUUUAGUUAUGGUACAUUGGCAUAUGCAAACUGUGCUGGUGGAUCAUUUUACUCCAAUUCAAGGAUCUAUGGUGAGGAUGAAGAUUGGAUCUACUACAGCAAUCGCAAGUCAGAUGUGGGUUGCUCACAAAUGGAGGAUUUAACUUCCUCCAUCUCUGUUGACCCAUCUUUAUUCCAGACUUCAAAGCGUAGUAUCUUGCCCUGGAGGAAGAGAAAGCUAAGCUUCAGAUCUCCCAAGGUCAAAGGGGAGCCACUACUAAAGAAGGCCUAUGGAGAGGAAGGUGGGGAUGACAUUGACUAUGAUCGUCGGCAGCUAAGCUCUGAUGAAUCUCUAUCUUUCGGGUGGCUUAAGACAGAUGAAGACUCAAGCGCAAAUAGAUCAUCAAUAUCUGAAUUUGGGGAUGACAAUUUUGCUAUUGGCAGUUGGGAACAGAAAGAAGUAAUAAGUCGUGAUGGGCAUAUGAAGCUUCAAACCCAGGUCUUCUUUGCUUCUAUUGAUCAGCGGAGUGAAAGGGCAGCUGGUGAGAGUGCUUGUACAGCCCUUGUAGCUGUGAUUGCUGAUUGGUUUCAGAACAACCGAGAUCUUCUGCCGAUUAAGUCUCAGUUUGACAGCCUGAUCAGGGAAGGUUCAUUGGAAUGGAGGAACCUUUGUGAUAAUGAGACCUACAAGGUUCGGUUUCCUGACAAGCAUUUUGAUCUGGAAACAGUCCUGCAAGCCACAAUACGCCCUCUUUCAGUAGUUCCUGGGAAGUCCUUCAUUGGGUUUUUCCAUCCAGAUGGUAUGGAGGAGGGGAGAUUUGACUUUUUGCAUGGCGCCAUGUCCUUUGACAACAUAUGGGAUGAGAUUAGCCACACCGGAUCUGAAUGCCCCAGCAAUGGUGAUCCCCAAGUUUACAUUGUCAGUUGGAAUGAUCACUUUUUCAUCCUCAAGGUUGAACCAGAAGCUUACUACAUCAUUGACACAUUGGGGGAAAGGCUCUACGAGGGAUGUAACCAGGCCUACAUCUUGAAAUUUGACAGGGAUUCGACAAUUUACAGGCUGCCUAGUGCAGAAAAACCUGGUGGCAAUCAGCAGAGUGUUGCUGCUUCGGCAGAACCCAAGAACCAACCGGCUCAACAACAGAUUAACCUUAAGGAGGGUGUUGUUGAAGGUGACGCCCUAGCCAAGACCGAGUUAAUGAAGACUGAUGAGCAUGAGGAGGUUCUGUGCCAAGGAAAGGAGUCUUGCAAGGAGUAUAUAAAAUGCUUCUUGGCUGCAAUCCCAAUAAGGGAAUUGCAGGCAGAUAUUAAGAAAGGUCUGAUGGCUACCACACCACUUCAUCAACGGUUACAGAUCGAGUUUCAUUACACCCAGCUACAACCACCACAAGCCGAACUUCCGCUUAUAGAGGCAAGCAGCCAAGAAGUUGCCACCACAAGUAGCUGAAGUUGCCAUAUCACUGGUUGUUGCUUAGAAAGGCUUGCUAUGUAUUUUGGGAUGUAUGUUUGUCUAACAUGUUUUUAUUUUCUUUAAUGACGGGUCAAAUGGGCUAAAAAUAGAAGCCCGUUUCAGCUUUUUGAAUGGUUUGCGAGAGGAGAGUUGUAUUUUCCCCCAUUACUGGCUUGGAAGUGAACCAAUCUCCCCUACUGUAUGCUGCCUGUCUUGGUGCUCCCUUAACUUCGUUUGAUAAAGUCUGUACAUGACUAUAAUUUCUGUUUUGUUAAUUGGAUCAACUCUUUUUAACUUGA